Molecule: messenger RNA, 2310 nt
Organism: Mycotypha africana
Lineage: Eukaryota; Fungi; Mucoromycota; Mucoromycetes; Mucorales; Mycotyphaceae
Product: Mis6-domain-containing protein
Exons: 15
Coding region: 1-2310 (769 amino acids)
Cellular component (GO): cytosol; nuclear body; kinetochore
Source: RefSeq, a predicted model, not a curated record
AUGCAAAGACGGUUUGACGUGGAUUCCGCAUCAUAUGCAAUAAAAGAAGCCGAAGAUUCUAUUCACGAUUCAAACACUGACGACGAUGAUAACAAUGAAAGCAACGAGAAUGAAGACAAUGGUGAUUUGAACGGGAUCUCGUUCGAAGCAAUAAACAGAGAAACAGUUGAUGAGCUUAUUAGUAAUACAAUGGCAGGAUUUCACCCAGAUCAACCUACAUAUCGGAUACAAAAAAAACUUAAAAAGAUAAGACGGAUAUUUCCAGUCAUCAAGAAGUAUGGACUUUUGCCUCCACAGUUUAAUGCACUAUUUGAGGUUAUUAUGAGCAAAAAAUUACCAAUCGGCACGAGCAAAAGAUUAGUUCAUUAUUUAUUACCUAGGGGCGACAUUACUGAUGAAUAUAUUGUUCGUAUUAUUGCCAGCAUAUCACACAAGGAAAAAAUUCUGGAUUUGGCCGCCGAACUGUUGAAAUGGACAAUAUCUGUUUAUGAUAUCAUCGCCAUUAAGGAGAAACUUAGAAGAUUAUACCAUGUCUUAUUUCAUUUUCUAAGCUACGAGACAAUAAGGCCGUAUGCCUGUCAUUUAUUGUACUAUUUAACGAGACGGGAACAUGUAACACCAUUCAGAGUUAUGCGAUUAAAGGAACUCAUAGAAGAUGUGAAGGAUAAUCGUGAACUGAUCGGCCUGAUGGUGGUGUACCAAACCUAUGACUUAAAGAUUGAUGUUCCUCAUAAUGUCCGGCUUGCGAAUCGCUUCGUCUUCCAAAACCCUUUUCCCGAAAUAAAAAAUGACAUAACCAGCAUCAGACAGAUUUGGGAUAAUGAAUACACAAUGUCUCCGGAGACUGAGAAACCAGUAUUUAGACUGCCUGCUCACAAAAAGCCCAAGUAUAAGAAAUCGAGUGAAAAAAUUGCUCCAGAGUAUCAGAAAACAACUCCUCUAGAAUUGGAUAUAAUCGAUGUAACACAUAUUGUGAACCACAUAGAAAAUCUUGAGCUUUCUGAACAGUUGAGCGCAGUAUUAGAUAAUCGGAAGAUGCAGCAUAUUCUUGUUAGUAAACCAGAUGGUACGGCAUUGAAUCGACUCGGUUUUUGGAUCACGCAAAAGAUAAUGGAUUUGCUCCGCUGGGGCAACAAACGAGAUGUUGGGAAGCAUGAACUACGCGAAAUGUUAAAAAAGUUUGUUAAAGUCACACGGUUCGCAAAGAGCCAACUUCCUUGCAUAGAGCAAUUUCUGUUUGCAUACAUUCCGAUAUGGAAUGGAUUUGAUUUUGACACAGAAAUAUUUGAAUUGAUAACCUUUAUAAAGCCUCGAGAUUACAAAGAACUAUAUGAUCAUAUUUUGAAACCAUUAUCUGAACUGUUCAUAAUAUCUGAUACCAAAUGGAAAUCAAGGCUAAUACUUUGCUAUACGGAUUGGCUGGCAAAUUGGGGGCUCUUAGAUUGGCGUCGCCAUUUUCAACUUAGAAGAGAUACUGAUGCAGAUAUGGAAUUCAUUACAUAUGCUUUCGCUGGUUUGACGUUUAACACUAACUAUUUUCAUACCAUUGAACAAAUGGUACAGUAUGUUGGUCAGUUGAGCGUAACAGGCUUCUUAUUAGAAAAUGACCAUCCGUUGAUACAACACGCAGGAUUAAGUUUUUUUGAGCUUGCUGCAACCCUUUCUUUACAAGAUAAUAUACCAGAUAUCAUCAUCCCUGAAGCAGCUUUCAUUCAGCGUACUCUAUAUUCUGUGUCGGCGAUGCCAAUCAGCCGCUUAUGUGGUAUUAUUUAUACCUACAAACUUGCGUUCGAAGAGAACGAGAACAAAACAGAAGAGUGGAUGUCGCAGCAUACACCAAAGUAUUUACAGCACUUUAACGAGUAUGUAACUGAUAUAUGCAACUCGCUAUGGAGAAACAAGUUCUUAGAUGAUUCUUGGCAAGAGAAAGUAACAACCUCUUUGAGCAGAGGAGUCCUUGCUUUUUUCCAUGAUCUUUGUCAAGAAAGAGCAGUAGAAGCUAAUUAUACCUCAUCACUCACACAUUCUCCAGCAUUGGUUGGGUUUGCGAAAAAGUUUAUGGAGAGUCUCGAGAAUGAAGCUCAAACGCUUAUAAAGCAUUCUCAGCCUGUUACAGCUCAAUAUUUGACCCGGUUAAAAGAGGCUGGUGGCGUCCAAUGGAAUUAUUUGAAAUAUCGUAUAGAAUAUCUAGAAUAUCUGAGCAAUUUGGGAUUAACGGGCAUUCAUAUGUUUUUAUUUGGGACUAUGGGUUCAUUGAAAAAGCACAAGAGAAAGCUUUCGACAACUCCAUCUAUCUCGCAACUGGAAUAA